Carassius gibelio (silver crucian carp) is the source of this 2441-nucleotide messenger RNA. Its product is annotated as cysteine-rich secretory protein LCCL domain-containing 1. The record is from RefSeq and is a predicted model, not a curated record. Bases 253 to 1779 code for a protein of 508 amino acids. The transcript is spliced from 15 exons. Gene Ontology annotation, cellular component: extracellular region. NCBI's taxonomy places the organism in Eukaryota, Metazoa, Chordata, Actinopteri, Cypriniformes, Cyprinidae.
UGCAGCCUCACAAAUUCUAACAUUUGGACGUACUUGAUUUUGCCCCGCAAUGACUCAUUAUGACUCAUUCAUAAAAAAAAAAAACUUAAAUCAGAUCAAAACAGGGGACACGUGUAGGUGAAAUAGCCUAUAUAAAGAGCAGUGAAUAACUAUUUCAACCAGUCAACAGCGGAGUUAAACAACCACGCGCAGAACGGCAAAAGGAAGAGGACAGAUACCACUUUGGAUUUUGUAACUGACAGCUGUGGAAACAUGAAGUGUGGACAUGAAGAUUUAUUUAGUGGGUUUGUUCUGCUUGUGACUGUCCAAACUGUGGUCUCCAUGGUGGUUCCCAAUGCCACCCACUUAGAAGCCAUCCUGGAAAAAUACAUGGAUAAGGAUGAAACGUGGUGGCAAUCCAAGUCAAGGGGCAAAAGAGCAAUUUCACAGAGCGAUAUGCAACUGAUUCUUGAUCUACAUAAUAAGCUGAGAGGUCAGGUGUACCCCCCUGCCUCAAACAUGGAGUACAUGGUGUGGGACACUGAACUGGAGAGGAGUGCUGAGCACUGGGCACACACUUGUCUGUGGGAACAUGGACCAUCUCACCUACUGACCCGGAUCGGCCAGAACCUGGGAGCUCACUGGGGCAGAGACAGACCCCCAACAUUUCAUGUCCAAGCCUGGUAUGAUGAGGUGAGAGAUUUCAGCUACCCUUAUCCGCAGGAGUGUAACCCUCACUGCCCCUACAGGUGCUCGGGGCCCGUCUGCACACAUUACACACAGCUGGUUUGGGCAACAAGCAACAAAAUUGGCUGUGCCAUCAAUGUGUGCUACAACAUGAAUGUAUGGGGGAUGAUCUGGGCCAAAGCUGUGUACCUGGUCUGCAAUUACUCUCCGCCAGGUAACUGGUGGGGGCAUGCGCCAUACAAGCACGGGACACCUUGCUCUGCCUGCCCACCCAGCUAUGGCGGCGGUUGCAGAAGCAAUCUCUGCUAUAAAGAUGAUGGCAGUCAUUAUCAUUACACCCCUGAGACAGAGGAAAAUAACUACAUUGAACAAGAACCCGAGCCAGUCCGAAGCCACGACACCCACUACAGAGAUCAGACUCCGACACCUUCUCCCAACCAGAACAUUGAGAGGAAUGAAGUCAUCAGUACUUCACAGAUGUCUCAGCAAGUAGCAUGUGAUACUAUACUACGUGAUCGAUGUAAAGGAACUACUUGUAACAGGUACGAAUGCCCACCAGGCUGCUUGUACAACUAUGGAAAAGUAAUUGGAUCGGGUCAUUACGACAUGCAAUCCAGUAUCUGUGGCAGUGGCUUGCAUGCUGGAAUAAUAGAUGACGAUGGAGGCUGGCUGGAUGUCACAAGGGUGGGCAGAAGGCAACGAUUCUUAAAGACCUUGAAAAAUGGAGUUCAGACCUUGGCGAAAAAUCAGAGUGCCAAUGCCUUCACUGUAUCAAAUGUCCCAGUGAAAGCAGUUAAUUGUGAAACAACGGUGGCACAAUUCUGCCCGUUCAAGAAACCCGUCCGGCACUGUCCCAGGUUGUAUUGUCCUCGUAAUUGCUUGUAUGACAACUAUGCCCGAGUAAUCGGAACCCACUAUUAUUCAGAUAAUUCCAGUAUAUGCAGGGCAGCUAUCCACGCAGGGGUGAUUCAAAGUGACUCGGGAGGUUAUCUGGACGUAAUGCCUGUGGAAAAGAGGAGGCAGUACAAGGGCUCCUACCAGAAUGGGAUCACCUCGGAGAGCAUACAGAAUCCCCUAGGAGGCAAAGCGUUCAGAGUGUUUGCGGUCAUUUGAAACCAUCCUCCAAGGACAGAUGCAAAGAAAUAGAGCUCUUGGUAAGGUAACAGCCAGUAAUUACCACGCAUUUGGUUUGCUGGUCUUGCUUGGCUGGAUCUAAGGCCAGUGCUGUCACGAAAAAUCCCCUCAACAGGAAAAAAAAAGACUUUGACACCAUCUGGCCCUGAGAAAACAAAGUCUCCAUUCUUUUUACUCAGCAUGUAAAUGUAAUGUAUAUAUACGAGUUGUAAAUAUAGUGAAUUUUUAUUCAUUACAUUCAUUCUUGUAUGCUUUUAUAAAAAGUAUAUUUUUGUUAUUUUAAGCACAAAAAGAUAUAAAGCUUUCCUUAAAAAAAAAAAAAAAAAGAGCAAUUAUGCAUGCAAACACAAAAGUGUUCAUGUCUUAACAUGUAAAAUGUGUAGAAAAGGCCACAUAUUGCAGUUUAUAUAUUUUUAUAUCAGUGUUCAGAAGCUGCUCAUUGGUGUAUUGCGCUUUACAGUAUAUUAUGCUGCAUAUGUGCAGAAUUUGAUACUGUAACAACCUGGCAGGCCAGGAAAUCAUUAUUGCUUUAGAAGAAUUUGAAAAAUGUACCACAAAAAGAGCCAUAUGGGGAAAGUGGAGAGACAUUUUUGUGUUAUUUAUUAUCAUGUAAUCUAAAAUAAAAAUAUUUAGACUCAUAA